AUGCACCGUGCGUUCUCGUUCCCGGUGACGGUGGAGCGCACUCGGACCAAGGAGCGUCUGGAGGCGAGUCUAGCCGGUCUGUGUGAGCUGGAGCUCCGCAAGCAGCGGCAGGAAUGCCUGGUGCUCGGGGCGCUGGCUUUGGGAGACCCCCUGCCCCAGGACACAUCCAGAGGAGAGAUGCCGUGUUUCAGCAGCUGGGGACAGGAAAACCUGACACUAAGGCGUCAGCUGAGUGCUUUUCAGAAUUCCCCAUGGGGCCUGAUGCAGGCACUGGAGCAGCAGGUGGGAGAGCUGAGGAUCGACAUUGAUGAUGGCUGCUAUGAUGGAGUUCAAGGAGAUAUGUGCGACAGUCGGCCAAGUUCUGGUUUCUAUGAGUCAAGUGAGGGUCAGUCACCGAAAGGAAGAUCUUGUUCCGCUGAGACCACAGAGAUGGCCUCUUCCUGGGCUUACACCAAUGACAGACCAAAGUCUGUGGGAGAUCCCCUCGUGGUGAAUGGAGAGGUAGAUAUGCCAGUCCUACACACCACCCUGCCCCACUCUUUCUCUUCCCCAUACCCACCACUGGAGGGCAUUGCUGAGGAGGGAACAGUAGUGGACUCCUGGGAGUGGGACACCAGCAGAGGCGACCAAACCUGGCAGCAUCAACAACAGCCUGCAGAGGACCAGUUCACCAAGGAGGACUACCAGCAGGCAUUGAGGGUGGAGGGUUACAUCCUAAAUCUCAUCCAGCGUCACACCCUCUUAUCACGGCGUUGUCAGCCUCGCACCACGCUGAGCCCCGACCCCCAAUACAGCAGUGUCUCUGGACACAGCUCCCUACACAGAAGAACUCCUUCUUUUACCACAGAGCAACGCUUUCCUGACCCCCAUCUUCAGCCCCAGGUUGACCUCUCGGCAAACCUUAAGUGCCAGGGCUGGGGUUGUGACCUGCUAGAAGGAGAGGCCCCAUCUUUGGAGGAGGACUGUUAUCUGGCUCUGCCCUACCCCCAAUCCAGGCCACACUCUCUGGCUAGGAGGCUACCAUCACCUUUGCCCUCCCUGGACUGUGUUGGGGCUCUAAACCUUUGUUGUGAACCCUCAUCCCCCCAGCAUUAUCUACAUCCACAAACCCUGAUUCAUCAGAAGCACAAUCUAGUAAGCGCUCAAUAUAUCCCUGGACAAGCCUGUCAUGCCCCUGUGUGCUCCCCCAGACACUACAACCCAGAGCAGCUUAAGCCCCACCAAGCAGCCGCCUCUCCUGACCAUCCCAAUCCCAAGUCCAGAACCUCUAAGAAAAGCCACAAUGAACGGCAGAGAUCCAAGAAAUCAAGCAGUAAAACCAGUCGAUCCCAGUCUGAGAAUAGCCUCCUAGCUCAACGGGUGCUGCCUGAGCGCAGGUACAGCACCACUGAGAGGCACCAAGGUAGAGGGGAUCCAGCUCAGAACCAAGGUCAAGUCACUGGGCUCCAGGGGGGCAACGACUCCAAUAAUGGGAGUCGACGCUGGUGCUCCAACCUAGAGCUCAGCCAGGACGAAGGGGAGACGCAUGCAGGGCAAACACAUAGACAGCCACCUCGAAAAGCUCGCCAUGGUCAUUCUUAUAAUCACUCCCAACCUCAGAAUCAUUACCAUCAGCAACAGCAGCACACCCAGCGCUGGCACUCAAACGUUCAGGAGAGAGCCCCACUUUGUCAGGGAGAAGAGGGCUAUACCGGUGCCACCCCUGCUGAGUCUGAAUCCAGCAUGAGUGAGGUGUAUUCCCCAGCCUCCAGCUCUCUGUCCAGUGACUCAGAUGAGAGUGGGGGGUUGGUGUGGCCCCAGCAGCUGCCACCUCGCCUUGCUUCUACCUCCUCCUCAUCCUCACCUUCACCACAGGCUACUGCCAAUGCCCCCUCUCAGCCAAAGGCCUUUGUCAAGAUUAAAGCCUCCCAUGCUCUCAAAAAGAAGAUCCUCAGAUUCCGCUCUGGAUCCCUGAAAGUCAUGACUACUGUGUAA
Molecule: messenger RNA, 1974 nt
Organism: Scomber japonicus (chub mackerel)
Lineage: Eukaryota; Metazoa; Chordata; Actinopteri; Scombriformes; Scombridae
Product: dapper homolog 3-like
Exons: 4
Coding region: 1-1974 (657 amino acids)
Biological process (GO): negative regulation of canonical Wnt signaling pathway
Cellular component (GO): cytoplasm
Source: RefSeq, a predicted model, not a curated record